This is a messenger RNA of Strongylus vulgaris, 317 nucleotides long. The record is from the annotation of a GenBank genome assembly. NCBI's taxonomy places the organism in Eukaryota, Metazoa, Nematoda, Chromadorea, Rhabditida, Strongylidae.
AUGCGGCGCGUUCUCAAACGUGGGGAUGAAAUUCCAAUGGUGAAGCCGACUGAUUAUGCAGAAAUGUUACCUUUGAUUCCGGAUCUAAUUAAACAUGCUUGCGAAGUUAAUGUCAAGUGCCGGCUGGAACCAAGCGCAUUCGACAUCACUUCAUUGUCACCUUUGCUUGCACCCACGUUUCUAAUACAUCCCGCGAACUCAACACAGUCUCUGUCGACAGACACAGCUGACCAGUCUUCGCUGGAUACAGAUCUUCUUACUUCAACAGAAAAUGUCAUUUUGCCACAAUGCAAAGACUCACUUGGUACGUUGUAGUG